Molecule: messenger RNA, 501 nt
Organism: Peromyscus leucopus (white-footed mouse)
Lineage: Eukaryota; Metazoa; Chordata; Mammalia; Rodentia; Cricetidae
Gene: Rpl28
Product: ribosomal protein L28
Exons: 4
Coding region: 39-452 (137 amino acids)
Biological process (GO): translation
Cellular component (GO): ribosome; cytosolic large ribosomal subunit
Molecular function (GO): structural constituent of ribosome
Source: RefSeq, a predicted model, not a curated record
GCUAACCCCUCCCACGUGUCUACGCAGCCGCCGCCGCCAUGUCUGCGCAUCUGCAGUGGAUGGUUGUUCGGAACUGCUCCAGUUUCCUCAUCAAGAGGAAUAAGCAGACCUACAGCACUGAACCCAAUAAUCUGAAGGCCCGCAACUCCUUCCGCUACAACGGCCUGAUCCACCGCAAGACCGUGGGAGUGGAGCCCGCGGCCGACGGCAAAGGCGUCGUGGUGGUCAUGAAACGCAGAUCGGGUCAGCGAAAACCAGCCACUUCUUACGUAAGGACCACCAUCAACAAGAAUGCACGGGCCACCCUCAGCAGCAUCAGGCACAUGAUCCGAAAGAACAAGUACCGCCCCGAUCUGCGCAUGGCGGCCAUCCGCAGGGCCAGUGCCAUCCUGCGAAGCCAGAAGCCCGUGGUGGUGAAGAGGAAACGGACCCGUCCCACCAAGAGCUCCUGAGCCCCACCCCCCAGAAGCAAUAAAGAGUCCACUGACUUUUUCAACCAUC